This is a messenger RNA of Scylla paramamosain (green mud crab), 2286 nucleotides long. RefSeq lists its product as uncharacterized. Lineage: Eukaryota; Metazoa; Arthropoda; Malacostraca; Decapoda; Portunidae. The coding region runs from base 660 to 1559 and encodes 299 amino acids. The record is from RefSeq and is a predicted model, not a curated record. The transcript is spliced from 4 exons.
UGUGGGUAGGUGGAUGGCAGGGUGAAUGGUUGUGUGGGUAGGUGGGAGGAUGGAUAAGUGGAUGGGGUUCCUGGGUGCGUAGAUGAUAAUGAGCGAGUGAGUGAAUGGGUGGAUGAAUGGAUGGAUCAUUGGGAGACGGUGGCUGGAUGGAUGGGUGGGUAAGUGGAUUCGUGGAUGAGUGGUUGAGUGAUAUAGAGGAUCAGCAACGGGGACAGAACAAGAAAUAACGGGUUCAAGCUUGAAAAAUUUAGAAAGAGAUAGGAAGAAAUUGGUUCUCAAAUAGAGUGGUAGAUGAGUGGAACAGACUCAGUAAUCAUGUUGUUAGUGCUAAGACAUUAGGGAGCUUUAAAAGAAGAUUAGACGUGUUUAUGGAUGGCGAUGAUAGGUGGAAACAGGGUAGGUAUAUUUCAUACAGGGACUGCCACAUGUAAGUCUGGUCGCUUCUUGCAGCUUCCCUUAUUUCUUAUGUUCUUAUGUUGCGAGAACCCAACAAAUCAUUAUGGCCUUUGAAAGUAGCCGUGAGAGGCCCACCAUCAUCUCUUACACCUGUCAGCUUCAUCCACAAAUUCAUCUAAUCUACUAAAGCUUCGAACUGACUCAGCACUAACCAACAUAAGGCUACUCUGCUCAUCUGCACACAAAAGAACUCGACAGAUCAUAUGCCCUUUGAGAGUAUCCAUGAGUCUUACAUCAACUCCCACCGUCCCUCACUGGUCUCCUCCCUGCUUCCCUCCUCUCAUCCCUCCCUGCGUCCUUCCCUUCCUGCUUCUCUCCUUCCAUCCCUCCCUGCGGCCCUCCCUCCCUAUCUCCCUCCCGCGCUGGGCUGGUUGCGGUUAGGUGCUUCCUUCUCUCUCUCCAGCCGCCAGUGUGGUUCACGUCGCGAUGGGAUGAGGAGACCGGCACUCGCGCCUCCACCCUUCCGUGAUUUGGCGUGUAAUUAUUCUCAGUGGGAGAGCCACAGCAUCGUCUCCGGCAUGCGGUGCGCCACGGACAAGGCAUCUCGGGUGGCCCUCACCCUCCUGCUGGUGUUGUUCAUGGUGUACCUGGUGAGGAACGGCAGCGAGGACCCCGCCGCUAAGACACUCCAGCUCAACCUCGCAGAAGAAAAACCCGCGGUUCAAGAUAAUAACGAUGACUUGGAGAGCCCGGAUACCACCGCCCGCCCCUCCCGCCCCACGCCCAUGGCUGGUCUGAGGCCCUACACGGUCAUAAAGAACAAAGUGUACUAUCUUGACGUCACUCCCCCACCCACUGCCAACGGGGAAGCAAUGCUCGAACACUCUGAAGCCAAAGCCCUGAAGCAUCUCAACUACUCAAAGUAUAAUCCUGAGGAGCGGCAAUACCUACAGGGCCACGUGGAUGUAAUGGUGGAGAGGGCGAAGCAAGUGAAGCACGCCUGUGUCAACCCGCCCCCUUCCCGCCACCGCAUACCUAACUUCGUGUGGGACACCAACCACAACGUCAUCUGGUGCCCCAACUACAAGGAUCAGCUUCUGCCGGUACAGUUUUGGCCAGUUACCAUUUUCUGUUUUUCGUUGCCAUUGGGGACAAGUUACUAGAAGGAAAUGCAUUUUUCUCCGUGUCUCUAAUAUCAUCUCCCUAUACCAACACUGAAGGCGGUAAGGAAAUAUGAAAAAUGUAUAAGUGACAACCUUGUACUAGUAAAAAAAAAAGAAAAAUUGUACUAGUAUAAAAUGUAUUAGUAAAAAAAUGUACAUCUGACCACACUGUAUUAAUAAAACAAUUAAAACUUGCCAAACUGUACUGCAAAAAAGUACAGUUGACCUCACUGUGCUACUAAAAAAUGUACAACUGAUCUGACUGUAUUACUAAAAAUAUGUACAACUGACCUCUUUGUACUACUAAAGAUAUGUACAACUGACCACACUGUACUAAGAAAACAGCUAAAAAUUGACCACACAUUGUUAAUAAAAACUGUACAACUGACCACACUGUACCACUAUAAAAUUACAAAAUUGUACAACUGAUCACACUGUACCACUAUAAAAUUACAAAACUGUACAACUGAUCACACUGUACCACUAAAAAAUUACAAAAUUGUACAACUGACCCCACUGUACUACUUAAAAAUGUACAACUGACCCCCACUGUACUACUUAAAACUGUACAACUGACCCCCAACUGUACUACUUAAAAUUGUACAACUGACCCCCACUGUACUACUUAAAACUGUACAACUGACCCCACUGUACUACUUAAAACUGUACAACUGUCCCCCACUGUACUACUUAAAAAUGUACAACUGUCCCCCACUGUACUACUUAA